Molecule: messenger RNA, 1576 nt
Organism: Cervus elaphus (red deer)
Lineage: Eukaryota; Metazoa; Chordata; Mammalia; Artiodactyla; Cervidae
Gene: KCNK17
Product: potassium two pore domain channel subfamily K member 17
Exons: 5
Coding region: 138-1148 (336 amino acids)
Biological process (GO): stabilization of membrane potential; potassium ion transmembrane transport
Cellular component (GO): membrane
Molecular function (GO): potassium ion leak channel activity
Source: RefSeq, a predicted model, not a curated record
GCGGGGUGGGGCAGGGCUGUCCCAUUCCCCAGCACACACCUCCUUUGCUGAGAAAACGGGGCAGAGGCGCGCGUUGGCCAGAGAAGGGACCAACCGAGUUCCUCCCUGGCCCUUCCUUUGAGCCUCGGUCCGGGUCCAUGGCUCCCGACUCCGGCCUCUCCGCCUCUCCGGCUAAGUGGGAUGCGAGCGAGCGCGGGGUCCGGGGCUGCGCGGGGCGGGUGCCGAGCACAUUGCUCCUGCUGCUCACCUACCUGACUUACCUGGUCCUGGGCACCUGCGUGUUCUGGGUGCUGGAGAGCCCCGCGGCGCACGAUUCCAGCAGGAGAUUCCAGCACGAGAAGUGGGCGCUGCUGCGGAACUUCACGUGUCUGGAUGGCCCGGCGCUGGACUCGCUGAUCCGGGGCAUCAUCGAGGCAUACAAAAAUGGGGACAUCGUCCUUGGCAACACCACCAGCAUGGGACGCUGGGAGUUCGUGGGCUCCUUCUUCUUCUCCGUGUCCACCAUCACCACCAUCGGCUACGGCAACCUGAGCCCCCGCACCAUGGCCGCACGGCUCUUCUGCAUCUUCUUUGCCCUCGUGGGGAUCCCGCUCAACCUCGUGGUGCUCAACCGCCUGGGGCACUGCAUGCUGCAGGGCGUGCACCGCUGCGCCCGCAGGCUGGGGGGCGCCUGGAAGGACCCGGCCAAGGCCCGGUGGCUGGCGGGCUCCAGCGCCCUCCUGGCGGGCCUCCUGCUUUUCCUGCUGUUGCCCCCGCUGCUCUUCAACCGCAUGGAAGGCUGGACCUACGUGGAGGGCUUCUACUUCUCCUUUGUCACCCUCAGCACCGUGGGCUUCGGCGACUACGUGAUCGGAAUGAACCCCUCCCGGGAUUACCCUCUGUGGUACCAGAACACAGUGUCACUGUGGAUCCUCUUUGGGAUGGCGUGGCUGGCCUUGAUCAUCAAACUGAUCCUCUCCUUACUGGAGGCUCCACGAGAAUCGUACUCCUGCUACCCACAGAGUUUCAAGGGGAACUUCAAGCCCCAAAGCUGGAGGCAGAGCCUGGAUGAGGAGGCAGGACCCCACUCCCCACAGCCAAACUGCUCUCCAGAGGGGCAGCACCCAGAACCUUCUACUCAAGUCUCAUGCUGCGAAAAGGACAGCUAGCUGUAUUCCAGCAUUUGUUCCACUUUCUCCUUCAGCAACAAGAUUAUUGAUUUUAAGUUCAGCAUAAGACCACCCAGACUAAAGUUUACAGUUUUUGGUCUUCCCUUGAAGCUAGGUGCAGCUAUAUGAUUAAAUUUCAUCCAAUGGGAUAUACAGAGAAGUAAUCUGUGUGACUUAUGGAUGUGACUUACAGUGUGUGGAGGGUACUCCUCUUUACCACUCCCUUCUAGCUGGCUGCAGUGAUGGCUGGAGCUCUGGCAGCCGUGUUGCACCAUGAGUUGGAGGCCAUGUUUGAGAUUGGUGACACAAUGAAAUAGAAGGAGCCUGGAUUCUUGACAUUUGCAGAGCCACCAUAACAAACCUGGACUGGAUUCCACCAGACUUCAUUUGUAUAAGAGAGAAAUAAAAAUUGAGCUUAUUUAAAACAC